Molecule: messenger RNA, 302 nt
Organism: Cooperia oncophora
Lineage: Eukaryota; Metazoa; Nematoda; Chromadorea; Rhabditida; Trichostrongylidae
Source: the annotation of a GenBank genome assembly
AUUUGAUCCUCGUACGGGAAGAUGGGAGUUUGUUCGUCCGAUGUCAACAUGUCGAAGCAUCUAGGAUCUGCAGUGCUCGAUGGGCACUUGUAUGCAGCAGGUGGAAAGAUGAGUCAUCCAACCAACUUAGCUCAGUUGAGAAAUACAACCCUCUUACUGAUGAAUGGACCGAAGUGGCUGCAAUGAAGGAGAAGCGAUUCAUUGUAAAACUUGUCGUUGCCAACGAAAAACUUUAUGCUGUGGGUGGACAUGGCACUUCUGACCAGGAUUCCGUUGAAGUUUUCGAUCCUGAAGACAAAUAA